CCCCGCCCCUCUGCCCGGCUGGAUUUUUCCCCCGCGCCAGCAAGUACCGGGUCUCCUCUAGGCACGGAGAACUCCCCAAACUCUCAAGGAGCCACUGAGCCGCCCCCGUCCCCAGACCAUGAGGAGUGGAUGUAAGCGCGAGUCGGAUCGCAGGACCUUUAUGGACCAGGUGCGGGAGUGCAAGGACAGCGGCUACCUGCUGUCGGCCAAGAAGAUCGGUUCGGGGGCUUUCUCCAAGGUCUACCUUGGCUACGCCACCCACGACAAGCUACGACAGAACGCCAAGCUGGCCGCCGACCUCCACGCCAAGCGGCACACCAUGGUGGCCAUUAAGAUCAUCUCCAUGGCAGAGGCCCCAGUGGAGUUCGCCCAGAAGUUCCUCCCGCGAGAGAUCUACUCUCUCAACGCCACCUACAAGCACCUCAACGUUAUACAGCUGUAUGAGACGUACCGGAACAGCAAGCGUUCCUACCUGGUGCUGGAGCUGGCCCCGCGGGGAGACCUGCUGGAGUACAUCAACACCACCUCCGACCGGCGCCGGUGUCCGGGCCUGGAGGAGGAGGAGGCCCGGCGGCUCUUCCGCCAGCUGGUCAGCGCCGUGGCCCACUGCCACAGCACAGGCAUCGUCCACCGGGACUUGAAGUGCGAGAAUAUCCUGUUGGACGAAUGUGGCUUUUUGAAACUGACAGACUUCGGCUUCGCCAGCCGCUCAGCCAGGAAGAACUCGCUGCUGAGUACCUUCUGCGGGUCCGUGGCCUACACGGCCCCCGAGAUCCUAAUGAGCAAGAAGUACAACGGGGAGCGGGCUGACCUCUGGAGUCUCGGGGUGAUCCUGUACGCCAUGGUCACGGGGAAGCUGCCCUUCAAGGAACACCUGCAGCCCCACAAGAUGCUCCACCUCAUGCGUCAAGGCCUCACCUUCCGCCCCUCCCUCUCCUGCGAGUGCCGGGACCUGAUCCAGGGGCUCCUGCAACUGCAGCCCGGGGCCCGACUGGGCCUUCAGCAGGUGGCCACGCACUGCUGGAUGCUGCCCGCCACCUCCGCUCUCUUCUACAGCGUGCUCAGCGCCGCACCGCCCUCCCCGCCAGAGGAGCAGCUGGUGGCAGGACUGCAGGGAGGGGGCCAGCCCCCAUCCCGGCCCCCAGGACACAGCGGCGGGGCCGGCGACCCCGAGAAGAGUCCAGUGACGGGGGAGGAGGAGCCGGACACCUCCAAGACGGCAAGCGGAAGACCCUCUCCCCACCAGCUGCCGGCCCCGGCAGCCGACCCCGGGCAGGAGCCCCCCCCGUGGCUCCCCUUCUCCCAGCGGGGCCCCCACCUCCUGACUCCUGCAAGGCCGGGGGGCUUUUUGGACGAGGGCUUGGGACACAGAGCCUCCUGGGGCUCUCCUCCCCGUCCAAGAAGGUCCCGGCCCUCUCUGCCGGGGCGGGGGUCUGCAAAGCCUCCCAGCACUGACUGAUCCCCUAAACCAGCAGCGGGUGGGGAGGGGGGAGCUGGGCCUGCAGGGCAGAGCCAGAUAAAGCGUUAUUCAGUCA
Ornithorhynchus anatinus (platypus) is the source of this 1535-nucleotide messenger RNA. RefSeq names its product testis-specific serine/threonine-protein kinase 5-like. Gene Ontology annotation, molecular function: protein serine/threonine kinase activity; ATP binding; tau-protein kinase activity. Gene Ontology annotation, biological process: microtubule cytoskeleton organization; intracellular signal transduction; protein phosphorylation. The transcript has 9 exons. The record is from RefSeq and is a predicted model, not a curated record. NCBI's taxonomy places the organism in Eukaryota, Metazoa, Chordata, Mammalia, Monotremata, Ornithorhynchidae. The coding region runs from base 119 to 1459 and encodes 446 amino acids. Gene Ontology annotation, cellular component: cytoplasm.